Molecule: messenger RNA, 1025 nt
Organism: Owenia fusiformis
Lineage: Eukaryota; Metazoa; Annelida; Polychaeta; Sabellida; Oweniidae
Source: the annotation of a GenBank genome assembly
CAAUAACCUUCGAAAUAGGUGUCCCGUGAAUGAUCGUAUUACUUUUCUGUGAAAGGGAAACUCAUUAUAUUGCUGCAAGAUUUAUAGAUGGGAACGUAUGAUCUUGGGAAAUCAAAGAAGGGAAAAGAACAUAAAAAAUUGAGGCUCACGCCAGUAUCUUUGGAUCGAAGUGUACGUACUACAGUAUGGCGUCUCUACUUAGCUGUUGCAGAAUAUCAAAUCGUCAAAACAUGUCAUGUCCAGUCACUGGAUUGAUACCAAGAGAGAAAAAUUCCAUCAGAGCAUCAUGGGCUCUCGUUAUGAAAGACUCGCAACUUAAUGGGCGUCUUUUAUUGAAAAAGUUGUUCAUCGUCCAUCCUGAUACGCAGCAAUACUUCCGAUUCCGAAAUGUCUCCGUGGAUAAUUUAGACGAGGACGCAAUAUUCCAAAGUCAUGCAUCAAAAGUAGUGUGUGCUGUGGACGCUAUUGUGAAUGGAUUAGACAAGUCUGAUGAUAUUGUUGACAUACUGCUAAAGACUGGACAAGACCAUGCUGGAAGAGGUGUACAGCCAUAUAACUACACGGAAUUCAAGGCAGUAAUGGAAUGUUUCCUGGUUGAACGACUUGGUACUCUCUUAACCGACUUUGAUAGGCGAUGCUGGGAGAAGCUACUCGACUUCAUUGUCCAGGGUAUCUUAACUGGCCACAAGAUGGCGUUUCGGGACAAUAAUAACGAACGUCGUUUGAGUAUCCCACUAUUCUAUCAAGGUUCUGAUGAUGUACAGGAAUGUCGUUCGAGUAUCCCACUAUCCUAUCAAGGCUCUCAUGAUGAACAGGAACAUCGUUUGAGUAUACCACUAUUCUAUCGAGGCUCUGAUGAUGUACAGGAACGUCGUUUGAGUAUCCCACUAUUCUAUCAAGGUUCUGAUGAUGUACAGGAAUGUCGUUUGAGUAUCCCACUAUCCUAUCACGGCUCUCAUGAUGAACAGGAACAACGUUUGAGAAUGUCGUUUGAGUAUCCCACUAUUCUAUCAAGGCUCUCAUGA